Molecule: messenger RNA, 1019 nt
Organism: Bufo gargarizans (Asiatic toad)
Lineage: Eukaryota; Metazoa; Chordata; Amphibia; Anura; Bufonidae
Exons: 4
Coding region: 16-822 (268 amino acids)
Source: RefSeq, a predicted model, not a curated record
CGGUGCUGUGUUGAGAUGAGAAGCGCCCGGGAUGGAGGCCUCCUUCACAUCAGCAGAUGGAUCCAGGAGGAGAAAUCCCCCCGAGAGAUGUCCCCGUCCUCUGUAUUCCCAGGACUGUCCAGAAGAGAAGCUCCCAGAGAACCAUCAGUGAAGAAGAAAAAUACCCGUUGCAACAGCUGCCGGGAACUGAACGAAAAGGGCCGCAGUGGUGAUGGAGCUUCCAAAAAAAGGCCGUACUUACAUACCCAGCAAUUACAGUUUCAAUGUCCUGUGAUGGAUUUGAGGCCUACUGUGAACAGUCUGGAUGACCCGGAGGAGUCAGAUUUGGGAGGUGGUGAUACUCCGGCUGUUUUCUCUUUUGCCACAAGUCCAGCACCAACCCCGGCUGAGGACCAAGCCAACCCGGCCAGGGAAACUGGCGUCAUUUCAGAGGGGAGCCCUGAAGCAUCCCAACAGCCUAAGCCCAGGCGCAGGAGGGUUGUCCGUCAGUCUUCCUCUGGGCAAGAUACUCGGGAAUCGAUUGAUUCCCGAGUAAUUGAGUUUCUAGCCCAGAGGAGGACUGAGGGAGAAGAAGAAACUUUAUUGAUGGGCCUGGCGCCAUUACUCAGGCAGGUACCAAGAGAAAGGCAUAAUCGUUGUAUUGCUUCGAUAAUAAUGGUUUUAGAGAUGUUUGCCUCCAAUUACCAGGGAGACAUACUCUCUCAUAUCAAUAAUCUCCGUUGUCAAAUAUUGAUGAUCCCACCUCAACAGUACGGCACCAGCUACCUGCAACAUCCACACCAACCUCAAGGGCCACCUUCCCCCCCUCCAACCCCCCCUUGACCAGUCCAGUAAUCUGCCUAGUUAUUGAACAGGGGCCCCAGAUCCUGGCCAUGUCCACCCAGGAACCUCAUAUGCCCCUGGCUCGUUUACUUGAGACCUUUUGGACCUGUAAGUUUGUUAUAUUAUUGUUUUUAUUUUAUUAUUUAUCUGUUGUUAAUGUAUACAGGUAUUUUGCCCGUGUUUUUGAUUUUGGGGAG